ACCGGAAGUUGUAGCGUGUGGAAAGGAAAGUGGAACAAACGCAAACGGAAUCACCAUGGACACACGAGGGCUCCGGUCUCAGAUGAAAGACAGUGUCCCUGUGGCGGGGCUGUGUCCUCAAGGAGCCUACGGGCUGCAGGACUCACUCCGGAGCGGUUUCACCAGUGUCAAGAAUGAACUGCUCCCCAGCCAUCCUCUAGAACUGUCAGAAAAGAAUCACCAGCUAAACAAGGACAAGAUGAAUUUAUCCACACUCCGAAACAUCCAGGGUCUUCACGCGCCGCUCAAACUGCAGAUGGAGUACAGAGCAGCUCGACAGAUUCAGCGCCUGCCGUUCUUACCCAGUUCAAACCUGGCUCUCGACACGCUGCGAGGGAGUGAUGACACAAUUGGCUUUGAAGACGUCCUCAACGAUCCGGCUCAGAGUGAACUCAUGGGAGAGCCACAUCUCAUGGUCGAAUACAAACUUGGAUUGCUGUAAAUUUCCUUGUCUUUUUGUGUGCACAAUGUUUCAAGGGUCCAGAGAAGAAAGUACAAGUUGGUUGUAGUGGGACAGUUUAAAAGCUGCAUGUGUGGGUGGUAUUUCUUAAUAAAUACUGAACUUG
Periophthalmus magnuspinnatus is the source of this 605-nucleotide messenger RNA. RefSeq names its product proteasome maturation protein (gene pomp). NCBI's taxonomy places the organism in Eukaryota, Metazoa, Chordata, Actinopteri, Gobiiformes, Gobiidae. The coding region runs from base 56 to 481 and encodes 141 amino acids. Gene Ontology annotation, biological process: proteasome assembly. The transcript is spliced from 6 exons. Gene Ontology annotation, cellular component: cytoplasm; nucleus. The record is from RefSeq and is a predicted model, not a curated record.